Molecule: messenger RNA, 1371 nt
Organism: Oppia nitens
Lineage: Eukaryota; Metazoa; Arthropoda; Arachnida; Sarcoptiformes; Oppiidae
Exons: 2
Coding region: 191-1339 (382 amino acids)
Source: RefSeq, a predicted model, not a curated record
UAAUCAAUUAAUAAAAAAGUCAAGUAAACCAUUAAUAAGUGUUAGUCCAUUGAAAACUGCUGCACUGGGACGGGUGGCUGAAUUGGGCGAAUUUUAUGAUGCACGUACCGAUAAUUUUAUCGGUAUCAAUUUAUUUACAAAUAAAGUACCCAGCUCACUGGUAUCAUCAACCGAUAAUGCCUAUACCAGUAUGAAAUUUUCAAUGGCCAAUUCGUUGCUGGAUAAAUUCAAUGAACUAGAUAUCGAUGCCGGUCUACAAUUAUCAUAUAUAAGCAAAUCAAUCGAAAUUCAACUAGAUGGUUCUGGUAAAUAUCUGCAACAUAGUAAACAUAAUGCACGUAGCGCCAGGGUAGCCCUAAUUGAAUCGAUAAAUACCCGUUUCGAGUCCCUGAGCCUAACUGAUCAGGGAUUGAAAACACUGAUCAAUUUGGAUGCCUUAUCCCGUUUUGACGUCACGCACAUAUUGGUCGGUAUUCAAUGGGGCGGUAAACUAGUGUUGCAAGUUGAAGAUACCAACCAAUCCAAUGAUGAUCAACUAAUUGUACAGGGUAGUUUAUAUGCCAAUAUUACAAAUACAAUGUUAAAUAUAUCGGGUAAUAUAUCAUCGAUAAGUAUAUCGGGUAAUGCAUCGAUAAACUAUACGGACACUAGUCUAUCGAAUAUAACCCGCUAUUCGUUUGAAUUGUUUGGCGAUAUUCUGCCCGAUAUUGUUCCGCAAAACAUUGUGGACGCCCUAAUAUUUAUGAAAUCUGCACCUGGUCAAUUGAAAUCGGGUAACUUGGGUCGGGGUAAACAAAUCGGGUAUGUAUUGACGCCGGUAAAUGUUUUACGAAAACUACUUGACCUAGAGAUACAAGAGUCGGCACUAAUCCAUGAUAUUGGGGAACAUAUAGUUCAACGGUGUGUCCAAUUGUUUGACGAUAUGUCGCAAAUUGAACAACAAUUGAACGAUUUGUAUACAGAUAUCUCUAAACGGGAACCGUAUGUUAGAGAUUCGGUAGUUAUAGAAUUGACUGAUUUAUUGGGUAAUUAUUCUGUAUAUAAAUCGUUGACUACCCGAGCGUUGAGUACUUUGAUGGUUCAGAUAAGGGCCGGAAAUGAAUCGUUAGAUAAAUUGGAGGAAAUCAUAUUGAAAUCAGUUAACGAUAGCUAUAGUGUUGAAUCGAUGAAAUUGAAGCUUGGUAAAUUUGAACAACUUAAAAAUCACCUGGUACUAGUUGAUUAUGUAGCUAAUAUACCCAAUGUCAACAAUAAGCAAUGUAUAUUAAAUAAGCAUAGUAAUCUAGAAAAAUUACAACUGCCGACAAAUACAAUCAAAUGUUUUGCAAUUGGAAACUAGCCUGGCUAGUAUUUAUAUUUGUGGCGGCUAUG